Molecule: messenger RNA, 2227 nt
Organism: Rhopalosiphum maidis (corn leaf aphid)
Lineage: Eukaryota; Metazoa; Arthropoda; Insecta; Hemiptera; Aphididae
Product: ATP-binding cassette sub-family G member 1
Exons: 10
Coding region: 28-1905 (625 amino acids)
Cellular component (GO): plasma membrane
Molecular function (GO): ABC-type transporter activity; ATP binding; ATP hydrolysis activity
Source: RefSeq, a predicted model, not a curated record
AGGACCGAGGGUCUUCUCUGACGCACCAUGGAUAUCCAAUUCGAAGACUUGACGUACGAGGUGAAGCCACCGUUUUGGAAUACCAAAGCUCCGACAAGAACGAUAUUGAAGUCUGUAAAUGGCCGAUUUGCAGCUGGCGAACUUUCAUGCAUUAUGGGACCGUCGGGUGCAGGAAAGAGCAGUUUGCUUAAUUCAUUAUCCGGUUACAACUAUAAAGGCGUAAGCGGGACUUUGAAGUUAAAUAAUCAAGUCAGGGACGAGAAGUUGUUUCGCAAGUUAUCAUGUUACAUAAUGCAGGAGGACAAGAUUCAACCUAUGUUAACUUUAAACGAAGUGAUGAUGUUCGCUGCGGAACUUAAACUAUCCAAUGGUACACUGACCAAAGAAAAACAAAUGAUCGUGACAGAAAUUCAAAAUGUCUUGGGACUGUCCGAGAGCAAAAACACAAGGACAGAAUUCUUGUCGGGAGGCCAGAAAAAGAGGUUAUCUAUUGCUCUAGAACUCAUCAACAACCCGCCCAUAAUAUUUCUAGAUGAACCUACUAGCGGCCUGGAUAACGUUUCCAGCACGUACUGCCUACAGCUGUUGCGCGGGCUCGCGCACCAGGGCCGCACCAUCGUGUGCACCAUCCACCAGCCGAGCGCCAGCAUGUUCCAGCUGUUCGACCACGUGUACGUGCUGUCCCAGGGAUACUGCGUGUACCAGGGCUCCACCGACCAGCUAGUUCCGUUCCUGUCCACCGUCGGGCUGCACUGUCCGCUGACGUACAACCCGGCCGACUACAUAAUCGAGGCGACCGACGGCGAGGAACAGGACAACAUUGAAAAGUUGGCCUCGGCCACGGCCAACGGUAAACAGUCGCUGUGCAAGACGAGAGACAUCAACAACUGUUACUUGACCGAAGACCCGACCAAAGCUUGUGAACUGCUCUUGCCAGAACUCAACGGCAACGUAGUCACUUCUAAAUUGCUCCCUUUGCCACCGAUCAAUUACAUAGCAGGCGACGAAGUGGACAACGACGAAGACGAUGACGUGGUAAAACCCGGCAACACGUGGUGUGUGGAGUUUCCGACUUCCGGUUGGUCACAGUUUUGCACGCUUUGGAAGCGUAUGAUCUUGCAGUUGUACAGGAACAAGAUCGGUCUAAACAUACAGUUUUACCAUCAUCUCAUCUGUGGCCUGGCGGUGGGCAUUGUGUUCUACGACAAGGCGAACGACGGCGCACAGUUCUUCAAUCACAUGAAAUUCUGUAUGGGCAAUAUUCUCUUCCACACGUUCACGCAGUCGAUGGUCCAAGUGCUUGCAUUUCCGUCCGAAGUGAAACUACUAAAACAAGAAUACUUCAACAGAUGGUAUAGUUUAAGGCCGUAUUUCUUGGCGCUACAGUUGUCGAGGGUGCCAUCAAUUAUAUUUUUUAGCAGUAUUUAUACAACUUUGGUAUAUUUCAUGUCUGGGCUACCAUACGAACUUUUGCGGUUUUCAAUGUUCAAUAUCAUUUGUCUAUUGGUUUGUUUCGUCUCCGAAGGCAUGGGACUACUUGUAGGAUCUAUUUUCAACGUGACGAACGGCAGCGCGGUCGGACCAAUGAUGAUAGCACCGUUUUUGGGGCUGGCCAUUUAUGGGUUCGACUUUGCACACCAAGUACCGUGGAUCAUGGAGUUCGUAAUGCAAGGAAGUUUCUUACGAUGCGGAGUCAUCGGGCUGGUAAUCACCGUGUUCGGGUUAAAUAGGGAGCCACUGCACUGCGACACCGGCUACUGUCACUUCAAAGAUCCAAACAUCAUAAUUUAUUACCUGAACGUGGAUAGGAAGCAUCCAUACUUUGAGAUUAUCAAGUUGGUGGUUAUGCUCGUGCUGUUCAGAAUUUUCACGUAUUUCGCACUCCGGAGGAGGCUCACUGGCUAAAAAGGCAGCCAGUACGACUAUUUUUUUUUUGUCCGAGACGAACUUUAUUAUUUUAUUAUUUUGAUUACUUAUCCUUAAAUAUUUAGUUAUUUAAUUUUCAUCGAUUUGUAUUCGUUGUGUUUUAUUUUUGUAAAACUAUAUAUACCUAUACAUACAACGAUAAUAUUAUUAUAUUAUAUUAAAUUAGACAUAGAUACUUUAGUUUUCUAAUUUAUCACACUGAGUACUCGAAGAUCGAGACUUUAACAUAUAUAAUGAAUAAUAUAUAUUUUGUAACUAAUUUAUAAGUAUAUAAUAUAUUAUAUUGUUACAACUUUUAUAU